This is a messenger RNA of Thunnus maccoyii (southern bluefin tuna), 2041 nucleotides long. RefSeq names its product ALG12 alpha-1,6-mannosyltransferase (gene alg12). Gene Ontology annotation, molecular function: alpha-1,6-mannosyltransferase activity. The transcript has 9 exons. Gene Ontology annotation, biological process: protein N-linked glycosylation. Bases 123 to 1616 code for a protein of 497 amino acids. Gene Ontology annotation, cellular component: endoplasmic reticulum membrane. The record is from RefSeq and is a predicted model, not a curated record. NCBI's taxonomy places the organism in Eukaryota, Metazoa, Chordata, Actinopteri, Scombriformes, Scombridae.
UUCUGAACAACACCUUAAUCCCAUCAAUAUAAAAAUAACGUUUAUAUUUUAGCGAUAUGAAAACAUAUUGUGUAGCUCAUUUCCUGUCUUGACCGGACGUGAUGACACAUCUUUGAGCUGUCAUGGCUGAAAAAAGGAAGGUUUUAGGGCUCCCACUGCUGUUUUUGUUCAUUUCUGUGUCUCUCUUGCAUUUAUUCGUGUGUCCGUUCACUAAAGUUGAGGAGAGCUUUAACUUACAAGCGGCGCACGACAUCCUGUAUCACAGAUUUGACUUUGACAAGUAUGACCAUCAUGAGUUCCCCGGCGUUGUGCCAAGAACUUUCAUCGGCCCGCUGUUUCUCUCCGCACUCUGCUCCCCUGUUGUAUUUCUGUCUUCUCUGCUGGAUGCACCGAAAUUCUACACACAGCUGAUGGUCAGAGCUUCCCUGGGACUUUGUGUAGUUGGUGCAUUAUGGCACAUGCAGAGAGAGGUGAGGAGGCAGUUUGGCUCCACAGUUGCAGGGCUCUUCUGUCUGAUGUGUGCUUCACAGUUUCACCUGAUGUUCUACAGCACCAGGACACUCCCUAAUGUGUUUGCACUGCCAAUAGUUCUCGUGGCGUUCACGUCUUGGAUGGCUCAGAGAUACGGGAGAUUCAUCAGCCUCUCUGCUUUAGUCAUCAUUGUGUUCCGGUCGGAGCUCUGCAUCUUCCUGGGUCUCAUGUUAUUUAUAUCGCUGCUGAGCAGGAAGCUGGGACUGUUGGAAUUGUUUUACUAUGCUGUACCUGCUGGGAUCUUGUCACUGGCUCUGACUGUGGCUGUUGACUCUUUCUUUUGGAAGAAGCUUUUGUGGCCUGAGGGACAGGUUUUGUGGUACAACACUAUUCUCAACAAGAGUUCCAACUGGGGAACCUCCCCUUUCCUCUGGUACUUCUACUCCGCGGUGCCCCGAGCCCUGGGCUGCACACUGCUCUUCGUCCCCCUCGGCCUCCUUGAUAGACGGAUGAGGCUGCUCCUGCUCCCUACGGUGGGCUUCAUCCUCAUCUACUCGCUGCUGCCACACAAGGAGCUGCGCUUCAUCAUAUACACUUUCCCCGUACUCAGUUUGGUGGCCGCCCGAGGCUGCUCUUUUAUUUUGUGCAACUACCAGAAAUCCUGGAUGUAUAAACUGGGCUCUGCAGUUGUGGUUGGCCAGCUGUUGACCAACGUGCUGUACUCUAGUAUUUGUCUCUAUGUUUCCCACCACAACUACCCAGGAGGCCAAGGGAUGCUGGAACUACACAGGCUGUUGCCACCCACAGCAGAUGUCUUUGUUCAUAUUGACACCUAUGCUGCUGAAACAGGAGUAUCUCGCUUCUUGGAGCAGAACAGAAACUGGAGAUAUGACAAACGAGAGGACAUGAACCCCACGAAUCCAGAGAUCAAAAUGUACUCACACCUACUAAUGGAAGCUAACGUCACCAAGAUACGGCUACUCCAGGACACUCAUCAGCCUCUGGCUUUCAUAGAAGGUUACAGCAACACUGCCUUCAAUGUGUUUCACUUCCCUCCUGUCAGUGUGCGAUUAGAGAGAAAAACUGUGCUGAUGGAGAGAAGGACUGAAUCCUGGCAACAGAAAGGCCACAUUCAGCAGGAGUGAGGAGUCGUGUUUUCUUAUUGACCAAAGGUGACAUUUAAUGUGUAAAACCAGUGUUCUCACAGGUUGUAAUGGGAUAUGGGUACAUUAUGGGCAUAUCUCCGGAUUUUACAGGAACUACACAGGAGUAAUAUCUGUCACAUUCUACUGACAUGUGCUACCCAAGCAGAUAAACAUGUUGGAUUGAACUAAUCAUGUUUAAAAUGUUAUUCCAGUGCAGAUGGUUCUCUUUUCUCAUGUUAAGAAACAUACUGGAGUUAUUAUGCAUUGUAUUUCAUGACUAGCAAGGAAAAAUGUGUUUUCUACAGACAAGGAAACUCUUGUAUCUUCUACAGACAGCGUUGUAUUCUUUACCUCAGGCUGUAAUUUUUAUGUUGUGUAGAUAAGAUUUUUAUAGAUGAAUAAAGUUGAAAAUGAGUGGAACCAGA